UAAGUAGCACUGACGAUGCGUGCCAAACAAAGAGCUGCGAAGACAAUGUUAUUAAAUUCAAUCAAAUUAAUUUUGUUAACAAAAGAACCAAGAAACUAUUAUUAUGGACAAAAUUCUUUUCUUGGAACUGGAAGGGAAGUGUUGCCAAUGCAGCGGAUAAUAGUAAAUUCAAUUGUUCUGUGACAUCCGACCGAAGUGAACUGGGAACUGCAGAUGCUGUAAUUUUUCAUUUCCUAGAUCUUUGGUUUUGGGAGGCAGUACCAGAAUUAAGAAGGCCGGAUCAGGUCUGGGUACUCUAUAACAUGGAGGCACCUCCUCACCUCCACUUUACAGGGUUACCAUGGAUACGAGCUUUUAACUGGACGAUGUCGUAUCGUACUGACGCUACUAUUCACAACCCAUACAGUGAGAUUAUCCCAUUGACACGUGAAGAGGAGGCACGUGCUACAGCAACAUACAAAAACAAGGAUUUUACUAUCAAUAAAACAAAGAUGGCCGUAGCAGUGAUUAGUGAUUGCGUGGAUGACGCGCAAAGAUAUCGCUACAUACGAGAGCUGGCCAAAUACGUGGAUAUCGAUUAUUUUGGAGCUUGUGGUAACUUAACCUGCCCUGUGUCCCCCGUCGCGGAAUGUAACUCCCAUAAGUAUAGAUUCCGUAUUGCUUUUGAAAAUGCUAAAUGCAAGGAUUAUGUUACGGAAAAGUUUUGGAACAGUUUGAAACAGGAAACUGUUCCAAUAGUGAAUUGGAUAUCAGACCAAAGUGUUUUCUUGCGGUCUUCGUACAUAAAUAUUCACGACUUUAAGAAUGCGAAGGAAUUAGGAAAGUAUCUAAAUAUGCUGAGGACUAACAAAAAACUUUAUAACCAGUAUUUUUCUUGGAAGACUAAAUUCAAGUUUAACACUAACAACAUGCACGGCUUUAAAUACUUAUGUGACGCCCUUCACACCCCACGCGAAGCUCAGACAAUCAUAGAUCCAAGGAAAUGGCUAAAAACGGACACCUGUCGUAUGUGGUCGAUCAAAGAAGUUGUACGCAGACACUUGGAUAGAUUCUUGUUUAAUUUGGGCUUGUAGUAUCCAGGUGCAAAGUGCGACCUUCAGACUUUCCCAUAUACCAACAUGAACAGAAUACAAUGUACCUCUGCUGUGUUGUACUCCGUAAGAUCCUAAGAAUACCUCAACUGUGUAACACUUCGGAACUCUUCAAUAUUCUUCGAUUAUGUUACUCUUCGGAACUUCUUAAGAAUAUCUCGGCGGUGUUACCCUUUUGAAAAUAUUCGCCCUGAAGAAAGGACUCAUCUACAGUUAAUAAGUGUAGAGUAAAAAAUCUCACGUAGGUUUUUUUUUACGAAAGAUUCAAAUGAAUGUGUGAAUGAUGAAUAUAUAUAUAUAUUUUUGCAUUUUUUAUGAUAUUUUUUUCUAUAAUAAAAUAUUUAUAUCGUAGUUAAGGAUCAUUUGAAAAGUCAUAAUUUUCUGAUGACUAACUUUUUUACCUCAUUGUAAAGGGGAGAAUACAUAGAUAUGAAAAAUAGAAAUAAAAUCAUAUGUGGGCGUGCUUGUUUAUGAGCUAUUGUUGAUCAAAGAUAAGUAUUUUCAUAAUUUGUAAUUUUACGUUAAUUCUAUUGUUUUGAACAUACUCACAACCAAUCAAAACAAUAUCUUGAAAAUGUAUUAUCAGAUAUGUAUGAAUAUUCUUUGAAUUGUCAAUGGAGAAAGGUUAUUCUUUCUUAAACUAAUCCGAAAAUUCUGGGUCAUUGUGCUUACUUUCUUUGUCUUGCACCAAUAUUUAUUUUUCAGCUUUUCGGGAAAAUAUUUGUAAGUGCUCCAGUUACACUUAAAUGUGAGAAUAAAAUCCAAAACCUGUGUAA
Pecten maximus is the source of this 1867-nucleotide messenger RNA. Its product is annotated as glycoprotein 3-alpha-L-fucosyltransferase A-like. Gene Ontology annotation, cellular component: membrane. Bases 303 to 1073 code for a protein of 256 amino acids. The transcript is spliced from 2 exons. Lineage: Eukaryota; Metazoa; Mollusca; Bivalvia; Pectinida; Pectinidae. Gene Ontology annotation, molecular function: alpha-(1->3)-fucosyltransferase activity. The record is from RefSeq and is a predicted model, not a curated record.